Molecule: messenger RNA, 3579 nt
Organism: Syngnathoides biaculeatus (alligator pipefish)
Lineage: Eukaryota; Metazoa; Chordata; Actinopteri; Syngnathiformes; Syngnathidae
Gene: anln2
Product: anillin, actin binding protein 2
Biological process (GO): septin ring organization; mitotic cytokinesis; actomyosin contractile ring assembly
Cellular component (GO): actomyosin contractile ring
Source: RefSeq, a predicted model, not a curated record
UUGUUUAAAGGGGCGGGAGGAAUUAGCCAAUGAAAAUGGCGUGCUAAGGAAGUUACGUACACUGUUUGCGCUUGAAAAUCAGCGGCAGGAAGCAGCAAUUUUUACAAGCAGGCAGGCGUACUGAAAUCGACUUUCAGUGAGGCAGAAUCGAAUCAACGCAUGGAUCGUUCCAAAGACCCAUUCUGUCAGUCUGGGCCAGAGACCUAUGCUAGCCCAGCAAAUCCACGUGUGCGAACCCUUUCCAAUGUGGUAUCUAACCUUCAGCACAAGCUGCAAGAUGAUGUGACCCCGAGCUCUCAGCAGUUUUCUCGCAUUCGUCAGGAGCGGGAGCAGGAGUUGAACAAGUUGCCUUUCCAACCAAUUAGUGAAAAUGCCUGGCUAAAGAGGAGCAGCUCUGACCCUUCAUUAUUUCAGGUCAACGACAGAGGGUUGAACAAUGGCAGCUAUAUUGAAGCUGGUACAGCAGGAGCAUGGACAGGACCGUUAACAGUAUGUUCUCCUGAAGAUUGUGCAACAUCUCUUGGAUCAGAUGGCAAGAUUGGAAGGCAGCUGCAAUUUGAAAGGAAGGAGACGAAGACUGCUCAAAUCGACAAUGAUGGAGAACAAAGAGGGGAGAAGCCAGAUGAUCAGCCAGGUCAAAUAUUCGCCAGAGUAUCUAGGGAUGAGAAUCAGAACAAGUCUGAGCUGUCUGCAUGUGAAGAACAGAACCGUGAUGAAUCAAUUCGUGUUGAGUUCAAUAUCAAACGCAAGAAUAUUUCAGGUGUAACAGAACAGAAAGAGCAGGCUGAAGAAAAUAUCAAGGAUAGUGAAUCAUCUUAUGGUGAUGAACCAAUGGAGCUCUCAACAGAGGAGGAGUUGAGAUUGUGGAAGUAUCCUACUUGUCAUGGUCCAAAAUGUGGGGUGUCUGAAAACCAAGCGCAAAGUGUAUGUGCUAACAAAGAUCAUAGGUUGGGUGAACUACCAAAAGAGAAUAAACCUCGAGUAAGCAGUGUUGCACAGCAUGGUGGGGCCACUCGUAUCUACCAAGAUGAACAUCGGACGGCAAAUGAAUUUGUUGCGAUACGUGAUUCUUCUUACACACACACUGAUAGGACGCCAAGAAGAAAACGGAGCCACUGUGAGUCAGAAAGGUGCACAAGUGACCAAGGACGAGACAAAUGUUUACCUUCAUUGACGAAUAAUGAGGGAGUGGAAGAGUCUCGUAAAAAAGUUAAAGUAGAAACUAUCGCAGGAAAUAUUACCAAUAACCAUGAGUCAGAACAGCACCCUGAUGAGAGUGAUGGACAUCGGAAGCCAAAUCAAAUCCAGAUCACAAAUGGGAAAGAAGGCCUGCGACUGGUGUCUAAUGAGGCAGGUAGUAGGGAUGUUGUAAACCAAAAGCCAGAAGUUAAACUGCUAGAGGUAAAUGAGACUCCUCGCCCCAAGAACGUCACUCUCUUGUCAAAGAAUGUUGAAGAAAUUGAGGAAAUGGCAUUAGAUGGAUGCCAGAGUAUGGCAGACUGUGGUCGAGCAGAAGAAACCUACAUAGCAGGAGGAGGUGCAAACUCAAGGAACCCGAAGCUUGAGACGAUCCAUGCCUCAAGUUCCUCUGGGGGCUCCACGGAGCAGAGAGAAGAGACAAGUGUGGCAGAUGUUGAGGUCAGCUCUCUUGAUGAGACCAACACUGCUGAGAUAAUUGACCAAAUGUUUGAGGAAGUGCUGGAGUAUGCAGAAAGAAAGGAAGAAAAGCAAUACAAUGAAGAGGACACAGAAGACCAGGAUAGUGGCAUCAGCAAUUGGUGUGGAGAGAAAGAGAGAGUGAAUAUUAAGUUGGACAGUAAGAAAAGUAGAGAACAUUUGAAUGCCAAAGAUGAGUGUGAGAAGUUUCAAAGCAAUGGGGAUGAACUAUUGACUUUCCCUCCUGAUGGUAUCCUCUCUCCGCUCAGCAAGUCCGUAGAGGCUGUGGUAAUUCCACUGAAACGAAAGAGACUAGCAAGCGGCAUGGAAGCUGACCCUGAAUCUUUGCUCCUGACCCAAGGAGAGACCCCUAGCUCUCCUGUGGAAACUUCACCACUCUACAGCAUCGAUGCCUACCGCACACAAAGGCAGAGUAAGCUGCUGGCCAUUCAGUGUGUUACACAUGGGGUGGAGAGAGGAAUACCUGAAAAGCCCCAGCCUCAAGCACCAACCAACAUCAAGGACAAAAUAUUGGCACUAAAUGAAGAAGCAGCCAAGCUGCAGACUGUCAUCAAACAAACAUUGCAGGCAUUAAGUUGCUGCACUGGUGAGCAUGGACGUGGUUCACUUGAGGAGGCUGAGGCUGAAAAGCUGCUACUUGUGACCUGUGAGAAGUGCUCAGCAUUGCAAGCAGAAGUGGUCAAGCUCAGGGAGGAGACUGGUUCAGAUUCUAAAGCGGAGGAGAAUGAUACACAGCAGCCUUGCAGAGGGACUGUUACCAUCACAAAUAUACAACUGCCUCUCAAGUUGGAAUACGUUUGUUCCUCACACAACAUCUCAGGUCGUCCAAGUCACUAUUUCUUCAUCCUGAUCCGUUACGGUCCCUGCAAUAUCGUUUCUACCCCACUGGCGACGACAGCAGAUGCUCAGAAUGGAGAUGCCAUUUCUUUCCCCACUUCUGUAACUCUGAAGGAUAUUCGCUCAACUUUUGAAAUCGAUGUUGAAGUUUAUAGCCUGUCUCAAACAUCAGGGACUAACGGUGGCAAUGACCAUUCAAUCACCAAGUCAAGGGUAACCCCAAAAAAGCUUCUGAAUACCCUAACACACCGAACCAGCAGCAAUCUCACAUCCCCUGUUGUUCCAACUGUAUACACUCGUCGCUCUAGUAACUUUUGUCUGGUCGGGUCCCACAAGAUCACAUUAGCCAGUCUGGGACACAACAAGUUCCUGUUAGAUAAGAUGAAACUCGAUGGCAAAAUUAGGAGGCUCCUGGGAGAUGAAUUUCAGGAAAAGGUGCCUUUUCUUUCUCCUCUAGAGGGCCACAUCUACCUGCAACUGGACAGCAAGAGCCACUCGUGUGUGCAAAACCAAGGUUUUCUGACCAUGUUUGAAGUUAUCAGCGGCUAUGGGGCGUGGCAUCGUCGAUAUUUUACUCUGGAUGGCUGUACCAUGCUUUACUGGAAUCACCCCAAUGAGAAAGAAUCCAAGGAAGCAGAGGGUGUCAUCUCCCUGUCCAGCGCCCAAUAUCAGUGUGUCAGACCAGUCAAGAGAGACGCGUGUGCUCGACCUUACACUUUUGAGCUGGUGAGCAGCAAUCUACAGCAAGACGACAACGAUGGAGCCAUUGCCAAGUGUUGGUUUUCAACUGACACCAAACAGGAGAAAUUGAACUGGAUAGAGAAACUCAAUCAAGCCCUUUUGGACUUCAAUACAUGGAACAGAUCGGCAGCAAUCCAUACUGAAAUGCAGCAGUCCGACAACUCAAGCGGGAACUUGAGAGAGAGCAUCCUUUAACUAGUUUGCUAAACAAGCCCAUGUGAAGAGCUCUGAAUGUGUGUUUGCACCUGACACUUCAACGCACAGCUGCAUUUUAAUGGUGAGCUGUAAAUUAUGAUUAAAGGAAUAAAUAUUGUUGUCUUGGAA